AUGGCAACGUCCACCAUCACCGAGACCCUUCACACUGCAGAAGAGAUUCCGCUCAGUGUCUUGCAGCCAAAGGCAGUCCUCAAAGCCAGUCAUGACUCCGACAAGCCAUUUGUAGAUGCGCCGAUUCUCGAGCCGGCCAUUGCAAGUGAUGAUUCUGCAGCUCCCGAGGACGCAUUCGAGGCCAAGGUGAAGUGGAAUUCGCCGCCGAUCAACAGAUAUCGUGUCCUUGCUACCUUUUGGGCCUUUUUCGUCUUGGGCAUGAACGAUGGUUCCUAUGGUGCUUUGGUUCCUCAGCUGGAAGAAUAUUACCACUUAACCUACACAGUCGUUUCGCUCAUCUUUCUGUCCCCGUUCGUUGGCUACACUUUGGCCGCAUUGGUCAACAGCCCUCUCCAUGUUCGUCUUGGCCAACGAGGUGUGAGCAUGAUAGCGCCGCUAUUUCGUCUCGUCCCGUACCUCGUCAUAACGUUUCAUCCACCGUACCCGGUCCUCGUUGUGAUGUAUAUCCUGGUUGGUUUCGGCAACGGCAUUAUUGACGCUGCCUGGAGCGCUUGGAUCGGUAACAUGGCAAACUCGCACGAAAUAUCUGGAGUCUUGCAGGCUUGCUACGCUCUGGGAGCGACGGUAGCCCCCUUGAUUGCCACUUCCAUCAGUUCGCAUGGCCGUGGUGGUUGGUGGACUUUUUACUACAUCAUGGUCAGCGCCUCUGCACUUGAGUUGGGCGCCAGCACAACUACAUUCUGGACCCAGACAGGCAAAGUCUACCUGAGCGAGAACCCACACCAAAAGGCCGGCGAGAAUGCCACAUCGGGACGAACACGAGAGGCGCUGAAGAACAAGCUGACCUGGUUCUUCUCUCUCUUCAUCUUCUUAUACGUCGGUACCGAGGUCUCUAUCGGUGGCUGGAUUGUCGUCUUCAUGACCAAAGUUCGCAACGCUUCUCCGUUUGCCGGUAGUGCCACGGCGACGGGAUUCUGGGGCGGCAUGACGGUUGGGCGUCUGGUGUUAGGUUUCGUCACUUCUCGAGUUGGUGGUUUUCGAGCAAUGCUCCUGUAUCUUGGAUUGGCCAUUGCCAUUGAGCUCGUCUUUUGGCUUGUUCCGAACAUGGUUGUGACUGCUGUGGCAUCUGCGUUGCUGGGCAUGAUUCUGGGACCCAUGUACCCUACCGCAGUGGUCCUCAUGACCAAAGUCUUGCCUCGCUCUCUCCACAUCAGUGCCAUUGGAUUUGCGACCGCCAUUGGAGGCUCUGGCUCAGCUGCUUUGCCGUUCGCGGUCGGUGCCAUCGCACAAGCAAAGGGUGUCAAGACGCUACAGCCUAUUGUCCUUGCCUCGUGUGUUGUGAUGCUGAUUGUGUGGCUGUUCCUGCAACAGCACCGACCAAAGGAUAAGGAGGAGGGCGUCAGCAUGGUCGUGUUCAAGCGGAUAGGCGAGCGGGUCCGAAAGAUGUUCAAGUAA
This is a messenger RNA of Trichoderma harzianum CBS 226.95, 1455 nucleotides long. RefSeq lists its product as hypothetical. The coding region runs from base 1 to 1455 and encodes 484 amino acids. Lineage: Eukaryota; Fungi; Ascomycota; Sordariomycetes; Hypocreales; Hypocreaceae. The transcript is spliced from 5 exons. Gene Ontology annotation, cellular component: membrane. The record is from RefSeq and is a predicted model, not a curated record. Gene Ontology annotation, biological process: transmembrane transport. Gene Ontology annotation, molecular function: transmembrane transporter activity.